CUGCGGACAAUUUCAGUUUGUCGCGAUAUACAUCUGCUCCUGCAACGAACUUCACAGUUGUUAAGUGGAUUUCUUGCAGAGAAUUCAGAAAAAAUUUCAUUUUUCAUGAGAAAUAUUCAACUUGUAAGUAAAUUAUAUCGAAAUGGAUGUAUUCAACCUGUUAUGUCUCUGAGAAAUUUAUCUCGUGCUCCGGUUCUUUUACAAACUGCCGAAUAGGUUCAAGAAAAAUCUGAGAUUUCCAGUCAGGAACAAUUGAUUAACGAAGACAAACUUAAGAAACAAGAAAAAAGUUGAGGUUUUAUUAAUCUUGAUAGAACUGUAGAAAUACCAGUGGAAACGAGUAUAAAAUACAUUGAAAGCGAAGCCUAUAAAACAACAUACGGCGAUAAUCCCAUUUGAAAAUUGUAUAGACGAAAUUUUAAAGGUCAAUUUGCUCCGAGAAAAACGAGAAAAACUUUGAUUUAUUUAAAUCUCCAAUACUUACAAUACAAGUUUGAUUUAUUUAAAUCUCCAAUACUUACAAUACAUGUCCGAAAGUAAACCUCCGUCUGAUAACCGACCACCCAUUGAAAAAUUUGAUUGCGUUGCAUCAUCGCCAACAACGUAUAAUGAAUCUUAUUAAAAGAAAGUUGAAGAAUAAAGAAGAAGAGAAGAAGAAGAAGAAAAACGAAGAAGAUGCAAAUAGAAAGAAACUAGACGAAGUUUUAAAGAGAAAAUUAAAGGAAGAAGAAGAGAAGAAGAAGAAGGAAGAAGAAAAGGAACCUCCUAUAUUAAAAAGAGAAGUAAUCGCGGAUAAACCAGACGAGUUAUUCCAGUUAUUUCGAGUAUUCCAAAACCGGAUGGCGUUGUAAGUUGAUCACCACUGCAACAAAAUUUCAAUUCAUGGACCGGUUGAUUUCAGAUGGAGAAACAAUGGCCACAAGCCGGUGUCAAGCAUUAUACAUUUGAUCCAGCUAAAUAAAUAAUUCUUAAUUUACAGAUAAAAUAAUUAAAUAAGCAGAAUGAAAAUUUGUUAAUAAUCACUAAUUUUUGGUGAAAUAUGUAUAUAAAUAUUCUGCAAAAAAUAUAUAGAAAACGAAUAUUUAAAUUUUUUGU
This is a messenger RNA of Leptopilina heterotoma, 1095 nucleotides long. RefSeq names its product mediator of RNA polymerase II transcription subunit 2-like. The record is from RefSeq and is a predicted model, not a curated record. Bases 609 to 851 code for a protein of 80 amino acids. NCBI's taxonomy places the organism in Eukaryota, Metazoa, Arthropoda, Insecta, Hymenoptera, Figitidae. The transcript has 4 exons.